AUGCAAUCUUUUCGCGUCGUCAUUUUUUGGUUGGCCGCAGCGGCUCACGGAGCCAUCAACCUAGAUGGCUCCAGGGCUGUCGAGCCAGUCUCGGCGGACGACCCUUCACCCAUUGCUGACACCCUGGCUUACAUGCCGGACCAGCACGAUUGCCCGUUGCCGUGCAAUGCCGACUACGCGAAUGUGCACAAGUGGACUCCCUAUCACUCGGUCCAUCGUCUAAAGCGCUGCAAGCUGCCCAUGCUUCUGCAUUUCUCAGUGCUGCUUCCUCUGGAAAACCCUGAUACCGACGUUCUCAUUCGGAGUUGUACCAUCGGCGCCGAUCCGGACUCUGCCGGAGACAGGACCGUCAUCAACGCAACUUCCAUACACAUGGACAACCCCAAGAACGCAACCAACCUCUUCGAAGUCAGCACGGAAGCCGCCCCGGCGUGUGCCAUCGACGGUCGAGAAACCAAUGAUGUGCUUAGGCUCAUCAUGACUGGCGGCGGGCGGCAAUCCAGCGGGGAAAUAAAGCAUUUGCUGGGCGGGAUGAAGGAGUUCUUCGACUCGAAGGAAAACUGCGACAGGACUUUUCUCUUUGCAUGGCACAAAGAGAUAGUUGCCGGCAUUCACAUUGGCCCCGGCCUGGGCAAGCGAUCCGUGGAGUCUGCUCUACGGGCAGUUUUAGGCCGGCUCGAAAGCGGCGGCGACUCGAUGCCCAACCGCACUGUUGCCCAGAUCUGUGCCGGUGGACAGGGGCCUGAAACCAUCUUUGGUCUCUCCAUUGACACUACUGGCAAUAUUGCUGCGAUGCAGAGAACCGCAGUGGCAUGGAGUCAGGGAGAAUGCGCUGUCGUCGCUGGCGAUAUUCAGCCCACCACCGAGCAGGAGACUCUCAAAGUCCAGGUCUUUGACAUCGCCUCGGCGCCCCUGACGGAUGUGGGUGACGAGAAUAGGACCACAACGAACAACACCUCGCGAGGUCUCACAGGCUCAGAAAAAGGGACAGCCGGAUCCCGGGUGUGGUCAGGCCUUCUCGGCAAACGCGCAACGUGCCGCUAUCGCCGAGUCGACCCGGGCGACGGCUGCGCUUCUCUCGCAUCCAAGUGCGGCAUAUCGGGCGCAGACUUCACCAAGUACAACCCGAAGCAGAACCUAUGCUCAACUCUGAAGCCGGGAGAUCACGUCUGCUGCUCCGCAGGUGACCCGUACACGGAGAACAAGCCGCAACCCCCCAAGCCGAACGCCGACGGGAGCUGUGCGGUACGCGUCAUCAAGGACGACGACAACUGCGACAAGCUCGCGCGGACCUUCGGCCUGACGGUGGCCGAGAUCGAGUCCUUCAAUAAGGGCAAGACCUGGGGCUGGACCAAGUGCGAAAAGAUGUUGGCCUCGUACAACAUGUGCCUCAGCCGCGGGACGCCGCCGCUGCCGCCGCCGCAACAGGGCACCCAAUGCGGCCCGAUGGUCCCCGGCACCACGUGGCCCGACAAGUCGGUGCCCAUGACGGACCUCAAUCCGUGCCCGCUCAAGGCGUGUUGCAGCAACUGGGGCUUCUGCGGGCCCUUCGGCGUGCACUGCGACGUCCACGCCCCCGCCGGCGGCGGGCCGGGCACGAAGCUGGUCGAGUUCGCGAGCACCUGCAUCUCCAACUGCGGGAAUGCGAUCAAGCAGAACUCCGGGCCGCCAGCCGUCUUCUCCCGCAUCGGUUACUACGAGUCGUGGAACCUCGACCGCGAGUGCCUCUGGCUCAAGGCGGAAAACGCCAACACCGACGGCUCGUACACCCACGUCCACUGGGCUUUCGCCGACAUCGACCCCAAGACGUGGAAGGUUGUCAUCAAGGACCCUCACAAGCAGUGGCAGGCCUUCAAGAGUCUGCCUAACGUCAAGAAGAUUAUCUCCUUUGGUGGCUGGGCCUACUCGACCGAGCCUGCAACGUACAACAUCAUUCGCCAGGCCAUCAUUACAAACCGGGAGACAUUUGCUACAAACGCGGCCAAGUUCGUCAUAGACGAAGGUAUUGACGGCAUUGAUAUCGAUUGGGAAUAUCCCGGGGCACCCGACAUUAUGGUGGAUGGCAAGCCUAUCGGUCAGACGGGAGACGGUAUCGCCUAUCUCAAAUUCUUGACGGUCCUCAAGAACAAACUGCCGUCAAAAUCAGUAUCGAUCGCAGCCCCGGCCUCGUACUGGUACUUGAAGGCAUUCCCAAUUGACAGAAUUGCUGCGGUGAUAGAUUACAUUGUGUAUAUGACCUACGAUCUGCAUGGCCAGUGGGACUACGGUAAUCCGAACGCCUUCGACUCGUGUGAUUCUGGAAAGUGCAUCAGGAGUCACGGUAAGAGACAUGCCCCAUAUCUCGGUUCUACCGAUACACACAAGUGGCUGACUCUGUCUUCUUCCUCGGUGCUAGUCAAUCUGACUGAGACAUACAACUCUCUUUCAAUCAUCACCAAAGCCGGCGUGCCCAAUAACAAGAUCUUUGUUGGCGAAUCAAGCUACGGCCGGUCUUUCCGAAUGGCUAUCGACGGCUGCUGGGGACCAAUGUGCGAGUUUACCGGCACUCGGCUCAAGUCAAAUGCGAACAAGGGCAGAUGUACGGACACGGCUGGCUACAUCUCCAAUGCCGAAAUCAAUGAUAUCAUUCGGGCUGGAGGGGGCCGAAUGUUCCACGAUCACAAUUCCAACACUGAUGUUCUGCUAUACAAAGGUGACUACGUCAGUUACAUGACGCCGGCGACAAAGGAUACCCGGCGAGCCGACUGGAAGAGGCUGAACUUCGCCGGCUCCAUCGACUGGGCCGUCGACCUCCAGGCCUUUCGCAAAGAAGACGUGGAAGCGCCGGUGGUCCCGCCCAAAGCCGGCGAGACCGGCUGCGUGUGGGGUGAGAGCCCGGACCUGAACGCGGACAGCCUGUGCCAGUUUUCCUGCAACUACGGGUUCUGCCCGGACAGCAUCUGCAUUUGCAUCCUCACAGGGCCCGUCAAGCCACUGCCGAAGGUCGUGAGCACGGGCGAGUUCGUGGCAUGGGACGAGUUCGACAUGGACCUCCACCGCCUCUGCAAGUUGGCGUGCAAGUAUGGGUACUGCCCGCAGGGCACCUGCGGCGUCCCCGUUGUUGACGAGUGGGACGACGGCUCCGUCGACCCGGAAGACCGGCCGACUGGCGGCUUGUGGGACGCGGAGAAGAACGACGCCGAGAACACGAAGCAGUGCUUCCUCUACAAGACCAUGAAGAACUCGGAUAUUAGCUUGAAGCAUUGCUACAGCACAUGCCGGGUGGUCGUCGAAGAAGCCAUAGCCGAGGGCCGCGUCACAAACUACGGCUGCAUAGGCUUCUGGCCGCUCGACGAGCCAAUCCCGUGGACUCAGUAUCCGGGGACGACGGACCCUGACAGCGUCUACGCCGUUGGGAGGUGUUCAUGUGACAACGCGCUGAUCAACACCUUUACCGAAUUCGUCCUCGACGCCCUGCCCAUCAUCGCUCAGAUCGGAUGCUAUAUGAUCAUGUCAACACUGAAGCUCGUCCUCGACAUAGAUGCGGCAACCACAGCGGCCCAAGUGAUCGCAUACGCAUACGACAAAGGCGAGGAUCCAGUCGGAGCUUACGAAUGGUGGCUCAGUCCGUGUGGCGGGACCGACCUCGUGCCCGACGACAUCAAGAAGGUCUACGACAUCCUCAGCACCGUCGCCGACGGCGUCUCGAGCUUCAAGAAGCCAAAGUUCAAGAAGGGCAGCGGCAAGAAGGGGGACGCCGCCAACCCCAAGGACCGGGCAAAGCCCAAGGCCGGCACGGGUAGCGGGCCCAACGGCACUGGAAACAAAGGCGUCGCGAAGCAGAAGAAGUGCAACGUGCCCCCGAACAAGACCAGCGUCAUCAUGGGUUCCUACAAGAACACGCUCCGGGUGCAGUCGUGCGUCCCUGCCGCCGGUGGCGCAACCACGACGACCAAGACCGACUACGUCAUCACCUCGCUGGCGUUUGGGGCCAAGCCGACGACCGAGCUCCGGCACUGCAAAAAGGAAUGGUCGCAGGCGUGCUUCCACUACAGCUCUGCCAUCGCCCAGAACCCCCAGUGGGAGGUCCUCAAGUGCCCUCACGGAGCAGUCAGGAACCCGGAGACCACGCGCCCCAUCGUCAAAAGCUGGUACGACGUGCAUCACGAGAGCUGGCGAAGGCCGGCGGAUCGUGCAUAUAAGGGAGAGUGUCAAGCCGACGAGUACCCGCCGCGCUACCUCCUCGCUGACAGCAGUCCGAUAAUCAAGAAUGCCGGGUCGCUGGGAGGCCAGCUGAUACGAUACUUGCCAGACAAGGAAAACGGUGGUGCUGCGGCUAUGUGGAAGGGCGUUUGCUUUGCCCCCCACAUAGCAAAAAUGACCAAUGCCGAGUUUCUGGCCAAGUGGAAUUCAGGGCCCUUGUCGAAGAAGAACUCAAUUUCCAAGCAGGGCCCGGGCACCACCAAAAAGGAAGCCGAAGUCCCGGUCGACGUUGUUCCUUCCUUCAAGAUCGGUUCGUACGACCACUCCUCCAACCCCCCACGCGAUCACGGCUUGUGGGACAACAAGUGUUGGCCGAGGCAAAAGGCGGCCAACGAUCCGGGCAUGACUCUCUUUAGCUGGGAUCUGUGGUACAAAACCCACAGCCACCUGUAUGAUUUCUCGCAGCCGUACGCGAAGGGGACCAACGGGGCAUGA
Molecule: messenger RNA, 4677 nt
Organism: Colletotrichum karsti
Lineage: Eukaryota; Fungi; Ascomycota; Sordariomycetes; Glomerellales; Glomerellaceae
Product: glycoside hydrolase family 18 protein
Exons: 7
Coding region: 1-4677 (1558 amino acids)
Biological process (GO): carbohydrate metabolic process
Molecular function (GO): hydrolase activity, hydrolyzing O-glycosyl compounds; chitin binding
Source: RefSeq, a predicted model, not a curated record